Molecule: messenger RNA, 2851 nt
Organism: Zerene cesonia (dogface butterfly)
Lineage: Eukaryota; Metazoa; Arthropoda; Insecta; Lepidoptera; Pieridae
Product: sodium-independent sulfate anion transporter
Exons: 13
Coding region: 241-2136 (631 amino acids)
Biological process (GO): transmembrane transport
Cellular component (GO): membrane
Molecular function (GO): sulfate transmembrane transporter activity
Source: RefSeq, a predicted model, not a curated record
GACUUUUAGAUUGUACACAAUACAGUAGGAUUACUUCAAAGUUCAGUAAGAUAAAAGUGAAACUAUAUAGCACUCGUAGAAUGCUAUUUAUUGUAAGCUCCGAUAAAUAGAUAUGUGAUUUUCUUACGUAUCGCUUAGUUUUAGUUAGAAUGAAGCCUGCCUCACAUCUGUUUAUGCAAGGAUAGAGCACCAUAUUUUACUAAUUUUCAAAUUGAAAAACGUGGAAAGAUAAUUUGAAUAAUGGCGUCCCCGUCCAAGCAGAGGUUCAAAAGGCAAUCAUGGUACAGGCGCCUCAUGCACAAGAGAUUGCCCAUUACAAAAUGGCUGCCCGAAUAUAAUUCGGAGAAAGCCCUGGCAGACAUUAUAGCGGGUAUUACAGUGGGACUAACAGUAAUUCCACAGGCUCUGGCUUAUGCGACUCUGGCUGGCUUGCCACCUCAGUACGGUCUCUAUUCUUCAUUUAUGGGAUGCUUUAUUUACAUCAUUUUCGGAUCUUGUAAGGAUAUUACAUUAGGACCGACAGCGUUACUAGCUCUCAUGACCUAUGAACAAAUACAAGGACGAAACUUCGACUAUGCUAUCCUACUAUGCUUCCUAACCGGCAUAGUUCAGUUGAUAAUGGGAAUACUGCAUUUGGGUGUAUUGAUAGACUUCAUCUCCGUGCCCGUCACGGUCGGUUUCACAUCGGCGACUUCUGUCAUAAUUGCCGUCUCGCAAUUGAAAGGUUUAUUGGGCCUGCAAUUUCAGUCGAGGGGUUUUAUUGAUACGCUCAAAAAGAUUCUCGUGAAUGUUCCCAACGCAAAGUUGGCGGACAGCGUCUUGGGAGUAACAUGUAUAAUCAUUUUACUUGUAAUGAGGAAAAUUAAGGACAUAAAUUUGCCCGCGCAUCAAAAGGGGCUUAAGAAGGCAUUGUGGCUUUUCUCAACAUCAAGAAACGCUAUAAUCGUUCUGAUAUGUUCUGUCAUGGCUUAUGUUUGGGAAGCUCAUUCGAAAUCGCCGUUCAAACUGACCGGCACUGUCAAAGAUGGUCUCCCGCCAUGGAACCUGCCUCCUUUCAGCACAGUCGUGGAUGGAAGGAACGUAACUUUCAUAGAGAUGUGCUCAGAACUCGGCUCCUCUAUAGUCCUUGUGCCUAUUAUUGGUGUGUUGGGAAACGUUGCCAUUGCCAAAGCGUUUGCAAGUGGUGAAUCGGUGGACGCGACGCAAGAAUUGAUAACUCUUUCGUUCGCAAACAUUUUGGGUUCAUUCCUUAGCGCGAUGCCAAUCACGGGCUCGUUUUCAAGGAGUGCUGUGAACCACGCUAGCGGUGUUGCCACACAAUUCGGAAGUCUUUAUACAGGUAUUCUAGUGAUUUUAGCUCUUAGUCUUCUCACCCCCUACUUCUACUACAUUCCAAAGGCAUCGCUCGCCGCUGUCAUUAUUUGUGCUGUGAUAUUUAUGAUCGAGUAUGAGGUAGUGAAACCAAUGUGGCGGUCGCGUCGUGCGGACCUAGUGCCGGCGUUCGCCACGUUCGCGCUCUGCCUCGUGGUUGGAGUCGAAUUGGGCAUCGUUGCGGGCGUGCUACUGAACGUUGUGCUACUGCUGUAUCCCAGUGCCAGGCCGCAAUUGGACGCUGAGAUUGUCACAAACAACUCAGGUUUGAACUAUCUGCUGAUAACAGUGGGAAAUAGCCUGUACUUCCCCGGGGUGGAAUACAUUCGCCAAUAUGUGACGCGGACCGCUAGCAACCAAGGCGGUAAUAUGCCAGUGGUUAUUGAUUGCCGAUAUGUGCUUGGUGCGGACUUCACAGCGGCCAAGGGCCUGUGCGCACUGUCGAACGCGCUGUCGUCCCGCGGGCAGCCGCUGGUGCUGCUGUCGCCGCGCGCCAGCGUCGCCGCAGUGUUCAGCGGGGCCGGCUCCAGCGUGCUCGUCGUGCUCAACGCCGACGAGUUGGACCUCACCUUACAAGAAUUAACGGGCCAAAUUCCCCUCCCAGUGAUAAAGGACGGUGAAAUGAAAAGAAUCACUCCGCCACCCACUUAUACCUCGUUAGCAACAGAAGAAUCGCUGGAAGUCGUGAUCUCAGACGAUAGAAAUAACACGCCCUUAUUGAGUGCCGUAAAUAGGAAAAAAGUUAGUGAAGUAGACGAUACCUAGUGAGCUAUAAGUAGUAUAUACAGUCCAGUACCUAUGUGACGUAGAUUAGAUAGAACUUUGUUAGGAAGGCCAAGGAAUGCUAUUUAAAAUAAGAACCAGGGUUUGUAGGUAGUUUUUAAAACAGUUAAGUGUACAAUUGUUAUUUAUGUGAGUUUUUGUAAUCUGUAUGAGCCUUAAAGCUCUGGAACUCUUUUUAUAUUUGGUUCGUAAAGCACUAACGAGCAAAAAUGACAAUAUUUAUUCGUCUAAGGUGAUAUUGUGAAAUUCCUAUAAAACUGCCUGUGGACAAAACUUAGCAUUACUUUUGAUUGCACAGUGCAAUACAAAAUAAUUAGUCCUCGUCGGUCUUAGACCAGUAGUACGUAAAUAAAAUACCUAACAAAUGUGUUAUGAUAACGCAGUUAAUUAAUUUCUAAGUUUCUGUAGUACAAGAUAGCAAUGGUGAUGGUUUUGCACAGUGAACAGAUAAAGAGGUUAGAGGACCUUGUAGGCGUGAUGGGCGCCGGUCAUAUUUUAAAACGCUUAUAAUAUGAUCAUUUUCGUAUAUAUCAACACAUUGUCUGUUUGUUGACAGCAAAGACACAAUGACAAUAAAAUAUAUACAUUGCUUGCAAUGUAUGGGUACCAUCUUGUACUAAACAAGCGAUCGCGCAUUAUAGUGCGUUCAUUGCGCUUCAUUCGCGAAUGCCGAGUGUAGUGGAAGAACACAUGUGAU